AUGGUGUUAUCACCUAGCGGUGGUAGCAACGCGGCUAGACCGAUAUCAGGAUCCUCGUCUGGUGUAGACAGUGCUAUCGAGACGCUUGAAGUGAACGGUGAGACAGUCACCGAACUUGCUGCUGAUGGCGACAUCGUGCUUCGAAUCGAGCACGAAUUCCCCUCCACUGGAAAGCAUAGCGCAAGUUUUCGAGUCAGUACUUCAAUCAGUGAUCACUCGAAAUACUUCGAGCUCUUGCUUCAGCCUGGACGCUUUGGCGAAGGAGAGAGUAUAAGUGCACGACACAGCAAGCUGCGGGAGCACUACAAGUCUAUGGUGGAAGUUCCUACGAACGAGCUACCUGCGGUUCGUGUUCGGGACGUAGGCCGUAUCUCUUCUGUCAAGUCACUGGCACCUCUCUGUGCCGAUUUCUUAUCGAUUCUGCACGGCAAGGAACUACAGACCAUUCCUCCAGUUGCCAAUCUCGCCAAUCUCGCCAUCGUAGCUGAUAGGUUCGAUGCACUUGGGGCUGUUCGCGAAUACAUGCGGAGAAAGAAGAUCUUCAGGGCAAUAGACGGCAAGACUACAGUAAAGACGGAUGCAGGACUUUCAGAAGAGAGAGUGCGACAGCGGCUCCUCAUAGCAAUGAUGCUGGACUGCCCACAAUGGCUUGAGAAGUACUCUGCGAGGAUCGUCGCAAAAGGCUGGGUUGGGAGCGAAGUCGAUUUGACCGAACCUCUCUGGUGGGAUUUGCCAUCUCGGCUUGAGGAAGAGCUCGCUUAUCGUCGGGAUAGUGUUUUGGAGACCAUUCAAUCACUUCAGGCCUUCUUCCUGGGCCAGUAUACAUCGCGAGAGCGGCAGUGCAAACUUGGCUACGACUCGUCGCCACAGUGCGAUUCAUUCCAGCUGGGCGAAAUGGUACGAUUCUUCACGAAAGUGGGUAUGCUGAAGUUGCAGGGUGGUGUCUUCGGUGGUAGCGAUGAGCCGUCUGAGCCAUAUAUCGGCGAUGUCGUCUCACUGCUGGACACUCUACGGCAGACUCCCGAGUAUCAGAUCGAUCGCUUUCACAAUCACUGUGGCAUUCGAACUAAGAUCCUGCCUUUGCUGGACCUGCUUUCGGAGGCAAUCUUGCACAUUGGUAUCUGCUCCGAGUGCUGGGCAAACGACAGACAGCAAUAUGCUUGGAUGAAUGCGAAGAGGCCGCUUCUAUGGAAACGUGGAACGUUCAGUCUCCGUGCGCAGAGUCAUCGGAGCAAGCAUAUCGUGGUACGAGAGAUGUUCACUGCGACGGAGCGUGAAUGGAGCUGA
Messenger RNA from Recurvomyces mirabilis, 1287 nucleotides. RefSeq lists its product as uncharacterized. The transcript has a single exon. The coding region runs from base 1 to 1287 and encodes 428 amino acids. The record is from RefSeq and is a predicted model, not a curated record. NCBI's taxonomy places the organism in Eukaryota, Fungi, Ascomycota, Dothideomycetes, Mycosphaerellales, Teratosphaeriaceae.